GCACAAUGGACUGGGGCACCCUGCACACCUUCGUCGGCGGUGUCAAUAAACACUCCACCAGCAUCGGGAAGGUGUGGAUCACGGUCAUCUUUAUCUUUCGUGUCAUGAUCCUCGUGGUGGCUGCUCAAGAAGUGUGGGGUGAUGAACAGGAGGAUUUUGUCUGCAACACUCUGCAGCCAGGAUGUAAAAACGUGUGCUACGACCACUUCUUCCCCGUGUCCCACAUCCGACUGUGGGCACUGCAGCUCAUCUUUGUCUCCACGCCCGCCCUGCUAGUUGCCAUGCACGUCACCUACUACAGACACGAGACCACCCGCAAGUUCAGGCGAGGAGAGAAGAGGAACGAAUUCAAAGACAUCGAAGACAUUAAAAAGCAAAAGGUUCGGAUAGAGGGGUCCCUGUGGUGGACAUACACCAGCAGUAUUUUUUUCCGAAUCAUCUUUGAAGCAGCCUUCAUGUAUGUGUUCUACUUCCUGUACAACGGAUACCACCUGCCCUGGGUGUUGAAAUGUGGGAUCGAUCCUUGCCCCAAUCUGGUUGACUGCUUUAUCUCGAGACCCACUGAAAAGACCGUGUUCACCAUUUUUAUGAUUUCUGCAUCUGUGAUUUGCAUGCUACUUAAUGUGGCUGAGCUGUGUUACCUGCUGCUCAAAGUGUGUUUUAGGAGAUCAAAGAGAGCAAAGACACAAAGAAAUCACCCCAAUCAUACCCUGAAGGAAAGUAAGCAAAAUGAAAUGAAUGAACUGAUUUCAGAUAGUGGUCAGAAUGCAAUCACGGGCUUUCCAAGUUAAACAUUUCAAAGUAGAACAUAGCUGAUUGAUAACAAAACUUGCC
Molecule: messenger RNA, 834 nt
Organism: Orycteropus afer afer
Lineage: Eukaryota; Metazoa; Chordata; Mammalia; Tubulidentata; Orycteropodidae
Gene: GJB6
Product: gap junction protein beta 6
Biological process (GO): cell communication
Cellular component (GO): connexin complex
Source: RefSeq, a predicted model, not a curated record